AUGGUACAGCAGGCUCCAUUCCUGUUUGGAAAGUUUCUAGACCCAUUUUUGGCAUUUGUAGUUGGUACUACAAGUUACUAUGCCUUCGAAUAUAAGACUAAACGUGAAGAAGGUCAUUAUUUAAAUCAAUUAUUAAUGAAACGUUGGAAUGAACGUGGUAAUGUUGAGAAAAAUGAUAAAUAA
Vanderwaltozyma polyspora DSM 70294 is the source of this 183-nucleotide messenger RNA. RefSeq names its product Nce101p (gene NCE101). The coding region runs from base 1 to 183 and encodes 60 amino acids. Gene Ontology annotation, biological process: protein secretion. The transcript has 2 exons. The record is from RefSeq and is a predicted model, not a curated record. Lineage: Eukaryota; Fungi; Ascomycota; Saccharomycetes; Saccharomycetales; Saccharomycetaceae.